AUGCCUUAUAAGUCUCGCUGGACGAUUGACGUCCCAGAUACUCACCUAGCCUCACUCUUGCUACAGUCGCCCACGGCGACUCUUUCCCAAACACAUUCAGCUUUUUUGGACGCAGCUCGUCCAGAUACCCAUUAUUUAACCACUCAUGGCUUUCGACUCUGGAGCCAGCGGUUUGCCGCUGGACUUCGCAACUCUGGCCUCCAACCGGGAGACCGAGUCUUGUUAUUCUCCGGCAACGACCUCUUCUUCCCGGUGGUAUUCAUGGGUGUGAUCAUGGCAGGUGGAAUCUUCACCGGUGCCAAUCCAACAUUUGUCGCCCGCGAAUUGGCCUAUCAACUCCAAGACAGUGGUGCAACGUAUCUACUCUGUGCGGUAGGAAGCCUAGAGACCGGUAUCGAAGCCGCAAAGCAGGCCAAUCUCCCCCAAGACCGCGUCUUUGCCUACGACAGCUCGAUAUAUGAUGGAAAUACCAGACCCCAAAAGGGUUGUCAGUAUUGGAGCGAUCUUGUGGCCUCCGAGAAAGAAGGUACAGGUUUCUCUUGGGAGGAGCUCUCAACGCCAGCUCUGGCAAGACGCACCCUGGCCUUGAAUUACUCGAGUGGAACAACGGGUCGCCCGAAGGGCGUGGAGAUCUCGCAUAGAAACUAUGUUUCGAAUAUGCUUCAGUACUGUCACUUUGGGACACUGAGCCCAGACUAUAAGAGUCGUCUUGAGCGCUCACGCUGGCUGUGCUUCUUACCCAUGUACCACGCAAUGGCGCAGAACAUCUUCAUUGCAGCUGCGUUGUAUCGCGCGACCCCGGUAUAUGUUAUGCCGAAGUUUGAUUUUGUCAAAAUGCUCGAGUAUACCCAGCGUUUCCGCAUCACUGAUCUCAUUCUCGUCCCGCCCGUUGUCGUGGCAUUGGCCAAGCAUCCUGCUGUCAAGAAGUUUGAUCUGAGUUGUGUGGAGGCGGUCAUGAGUGGUGCUGCGCCAUUGGGAAGAGAGGUCUGUGAAGAAGUUGAGAAGUUAUGGCCUGAGGGGAAAAUCAACAUCAAGCAGGGGUGGGGAAUGACUGAAGCAACUUGCUCAAUUUUGGGAUGGGACCCCUCUGAGAAAAGCACAUCCGCCUCUGUCGGUGAGCUCAAUCCUAAUUGUGAGGCUCGGAUUGUAUCACUUGACGGGCAAGAGGUUGCAGAGCGAAAUACGCGUGGCGAGCUUUGGGUGCGCGGGCCCAAUGUCAUGACAGGCUACUGGCGCAAUGAGAAAGCGACUAAAGAGACUAAGACCGCCGAUGGCUGGCUCCGGACAGGAGAUAUUGCAUUUGUGGAUGAUUUGGGCAAGUUCCACGUUGUGGAUCGCAUGAAGGAACUAAUCAAGGUCAAAGGCAACCAAGUGGCGCCCGCCGAGCUGGAGGCUCUUCUUCUCGAACACCCGGCGAUCGCAGACGUCGCUGUGAUUGGAGCUGUCAUCAAUCAUGAUGAACGCCCCCGUGCAUACGUGGUUCUUUCUCCCGAAAAGUCCGCCACCGCGGAUGAUAUCACGCAGUUCAUCGACAACAAGGUCUCCGCCUUCAAGCGGAUUACAGGCGGCGUGGUAUUCCUCGACGCCAUCCCUAAGAACCCAUCGGGCAAAAUUUUACGGGCGAAAUUGCGUGAGCAGGCAAAAGAGGAGCUCAAGGGUGUCACCGCUAGACUUUAG
Molecule: messenger RNA, 1677 nt
Organism: Penicillium salamii
Lineage: Eukaryota; Fungi; Ascomycota; Eurotiomycetes; Eurotiales; Aspergillaceae
Source: the annotation of a GenBank genome assembly